AUGGGGUUUCUCGCGUGGAUCCUCGCGUGGCUGCGUGGACUCUUCUGGCAGCAGGAAAUGGAAAUAACACUCGUCGGACUGCAGGGCGCUGGUAAAACAACACUUCUCGCUGCCUUUUGCGACGGCAAAGAGUCUGUACUCGCACAUGAUGCCAUUCCAACCAUCGGCCUUAAUACACGCAAACUUGUGCGGGGCGGUGUGUCGGUGAAAGUGUGGGAUAUUGGCGGCCAACCACGGUUCCGCGGAAUGUGGGAGCGUUACUGCCGUGGUGUGCAGUGUGUUGUGUUCGUUGUGGAUGCUAGUGAAGUGGCGGCCUUUGAGGAGGCACGGCGGUGUUUGCAUGACUUAGUGACUCGCCCCGCACUUGUUGGUAUUCCACUGCUAGUGCUGGCGAAUAAGAAUGAUAUUGCCGGGGCGUGUUCAGCUGAGACAGUAGCGGCGGAGAUGCAACUUUCAAAGCUCGCACCAGAUCGUGAGACCGCCUGUUAUAGCAUUAGUGCUAAGAAUUAUGUGAACAUUGAUGUUACACUGAAGUGGCUUAUGCGGCAUUCCAAAACGGCGUCCUCUACAGAGUAG
Messenger RNA from Trypanosoma theileri, 576 nucleotides. Its product is annotated as ADP-ribosylation factor family. NCBI's taxonomy places the organism in Eukaryota, Euglenozoa, Kinetoplastea, Trypanosomatida, Trypanosomatidae. The record is from RefSeq and is a predicted model, not a curated record. Gene Ontology annotation, molecular function: GTP binding; GTPase activity. Gene Ontology annotation, biological process: protein transport. The transcript has a single exon. Bases 1 to 576 code for a protein of 191 amino acids.